AUGCCCCCAUUGCUUACGUUUCCUCCGUUCUCUAAUCCCUUGCCUGCCCCUCCUUCCCAGGUGGCGAAGCAGUAUCUGGUGCUCGUGGUGGGGCUGCCUCCCUCGACCUCGUUCGUGGCAAAGCAAUAUCUGGUGCUGGUGGUGGGGCUGCCUCCUCUGGACUCUUUCACUAUCGAUGCCCCCAUUGAACGGGACCAUGACCACGACUCGCCUCCUUCCUGCCCCUCUUUCCCCUCCCAGGUGGCGAAGCAGUAUCUGGUGCUGGUGGUGGGGCUGCCUCCUUCGGAUUCGUUCACAGUUGAUGCUUCCAUUGCACGCGACCCUGACCAUGAGUUUGCACGCAUGGUUGUGGGAGAGGAGGCUGGAGAUGGGAGGAGAGAGCUUGGGACAGAGGAGGCUGGAGAGAGGAAGGGAGAGGGAAUGGUGGAGGAGGUUGGAGUUGGAGAGAGGAGGGGAGAGGGGGUUACAGAGGAGCAGGGAGAAGGGAUGGGAGAGAGUGAGAUGAAGGUGAAGGAGAGCAAGAUACAGGCAGCAUUGACCGAUUUUCGUGUGCUUGCAAGAAGUGAAGCCUCCGGGUACGACCCUUCCACCACUCUGCAUCUCUCUCCACCUCAAUCUGCAUUCCCUUGCACCCCUCUCCAUUGUGUGGGGGAGAGUGUGGGAGAGAGUGAGAUGAAGGUGAGGGAGAGCAAAACACAGGCAGCAGUGACAGAGUUUCGUGUGCUUGCAAGAAGUGAAGCCUCUGGGGUAUCCCUCUUACAAGCUGUUCCAGUAACAGGAAGAACACACCAGAUCAGAGUGCAUCUGCAGCAUGCCAAGCUGCCUGUGCUAGCAGAUCAUAUCUAUGGCGCCCUGCCUCUCAUGUGGGGCUGGGUUGGAGUGGGGAGAUUGAGAAGGUUGGAGUGUUACACAGGCAAGCGUUACAUGCACACACGUUGA
Molecule: messenger RNA, 939 nt
Organism: Closterium sp. Naga37s-1
Lineage: Eukaryota; Viridiplantae; Streptophyta; Zygnematophyceae; Desmidiales; Closteriaceae
Source: the annotation of a GenBank genome assembly